AUGCCCACCACCCGUGGACGUUGCCUCCGUCUACAGCGAGUCGCUGCCAUCUGCAUAGCUGGAUUGGCCUCGCACAGUCUGCACUUCGAGGGCAGCUUUGCAGCGGUCAAUAAGAUCCCCAAAAAGGUUGAUGCCGGAGCAUUGGCCCAGCAUGGCGAAGACUUCUGCAACGAGCUAAAGCACCGCGGCUUCGCGAUCGUUGGCUUUGACCUGACCAAGCGACGUGAUGCUCUGGAUUGGUUGGAGAGCCUGGCUGGCAAGGAGGAUCUACAGCUGGCGAACUGCGGCCUUCAGCCAGGACAAGCUCGCCACGAGACGGUGUCUUUCCCCAGGCCUCUGCAGAGACUAGACCUCAUUCCAAGUGACGCCGCGAUUGAAGAUACGGGCGCUGCAGCCGCUGUUCACUUGGCCAGGGAGUUGCACAACCUGUCUGUGUCAUGCCUGAUGGCCGUGGCACGACAUGAGAACAUGCCGGAACUUCUGGACCUUGUAGCAGAGACUCCAGAGCCGCUUCACGCUGCAAAGGAACCAAGUUUCCUGCGAGCUAAUAUCUAUGCUGGACAGGACAGUGCCGGUCCAUGCUGGCACUUGGACCUGGGACUGUUAACAGUUGCACCAGCAGGAUCGUGGCCUGCCCUGAUGGCUUCACCGUUCCAUGAAGCCGUCGGUGAAACUGCUUUUUUGGAAGAGCUUCUGGACCCAGACCGCGAUGUGCUGGUUUUCGCAGGUACUGCUCUGGCUGUCGCCACAGCCGGCCGGUACACUGGACUGGUUCAUGGUGUAUCAGCUGGUCGCCUCAAACAAACAGGAACACGCGUCUCCAUGCCGUAUUUCCUUCGGCCACGCAGUGGAGCUGUGCUCCACAAGCCAGUAUUCAGCGAUGAGGGACUGGCAUACCUUUAUCCAGCUGCAGUUCAGCCAGCAGGAGGAGCAGCAGUGCAACCUACGCUGAACGGCAUGCUGGACCUGUUGCGCUUUCAUCGGGACCUGUAUGGUCGGCUGUGCACACGUGGUCAAGUGGUUCCUAUGUCAGUGUUUUCGAAACCUGAAUUGCAAGAAAAGGUGAGACACGGCUUCUACUUGUGA
Molecule: messenger RNA, 1086 nt
Organism: Symbiodinium pilosum
Lineage: Eukaryota; Dinophyceae; Suessiales; Symbiodiniaceae
Source: the annotation of a GenBank genome assembly